UCGAGACAUUGUUUUACGACACUUUGUUUAGAUGAGCUGCUGAGGUCAUUAACGUUUAAGAAGAAGCGAUUGAGGUGAUUAUUAGAGUGAAAAAGGCCAUUGCUGGGAAGGAUUUAACCUCACGAAGUUCGUCGUGAAUGACUUGGGAGUUUUCGGAAGGCAUUGCACCUGAUGACCGGGCUAAAGAGAAUUCUUCCCAGUGUUUGUAAGUUGUACCUGACAUGAAGAAAUGGGGCUGGCUGGUUGUGGUGGGCGCCAUCAUCUUGCGUCUGUGCAUUCACGCGGUUAUGACGUCAUAUGGCGUUUUCUUGGAAUACUUUAUUUGUAAAUUUCCGUCAUCGCCAGUUGCUUUCUUAGAAUCUAUAGGCGGAAUAGCUUACGGUAUCAGCGCCAUGGGAGCCCCGAUAUCUCUCGCCUUAUACAGGAAGUACAAGACACGACGAGUGGUGAUCACUGGAGUAUUUGCUGCCUCUCUUGGCUUUGCUUUGACGGGAACGGUGCAAAGUGCUGGCGCAAUAUUCGUCACCUACGGGAUUCUCCUCGGCAUUGGUGCACUUUUGACCAAUAACACGCCGUUAUUCCUGAUUGCGCAGUACUUUAAACCGGAAAACAGAUAUUAUGUGCUUGCCACAAGUCUGCCCGUCCCAUCCAUAGCAUUUGCACUUGAACCCUUGAUUCGAGGCAUCGGAAGCCACAAUGCGUUUGCCGUGCUUGCAGUAAACGCUUUCAUUUGGGGUACGCUCGCUGCGUUGGCAAUGGAAGAAAACGAAAACGAUGUCCCUAAAAACGAAAGCGGAAGCGAAGACGUGUGUGAGCACAAAAAUACCGUAUUUCAGGCAACCAAAGAGAAUGAUAAAGAUAUGGAAGAACAAGUUGGAGACACAGACCUUGGUCUGAUUGACAGUAAUAAGGCCAGCACGGGGAAUACAGAGAGCGAAAAAAGCCCUGCUCCCUCGAAAACACUGGUAGUGUGUACCUCCGUCCUGAUAUUUCUCACCUUAUUUCUCCGAGGAGCUGUAGUCCACUCUUUACCCUUUAUAAUGGUAAAACAUCUUGUCCAAGAAUUCAAUAUAACUUCCUUUCUGGCCGCGUCGACGGUGACCUUCUUUAAUGUGUCAGAUCUGUGUGGACGGUUGACCGUGGCGUUCAUUGGGGACCGCCUAUUUAAGGGACAUUUGGUAGAAAUGUGUGUGGUGUGCGCUCUCUUGCUGGGAGCUGGCUGCCUCGCUGCAAGGUUUGCUGUGCAGUUUUAUCAGAUGUUGAUUUUCAAUAUCGGGGCCGGAUACACCAUGGGUUUUAUCUCAGGUACCCGUUAUUCCACUGUUGCAGAAGCAUUGGAUCACUGGUACGCCGACGACUUGUACUCUGUCAGUAGAGUGGGGGCGGGUCUGGGGGCCAUCGUGGGAAACCUUGUGGCAGGUGCGCUGUAUGACGUCACUGGUUCUUACAGAAUAUGUUUUGUCGUUAAUCUUGGAUUCUGCUUACUCGUCGCCAUGGGGUUUGGAACGUUGAUGCUCCUGAGAGAUCGUUUCCUAAGAAGAACACACUUAUUACAUUCAGAAGGCACAGUGGAAAGUUCGUUGCAAAAAGGAAAUAAUGAAAAUGUGACAUGGACGAAAAAACUGCAUUUUGAAUUGCUAUCACAGUUUGUUCAAAUACGACGAAAAUGUCGAGAAAAAUCAGACGAAAAAAUACCUCUGAAUGAUAUGGACUCAAAAGUAAAGUAUCACACGGAUAACAACUCUUCGUUGGAGUAAAUGUACCUUCUUCUUUUUGAAACUUAUCUUUGAAUAGAUCAACGCAGUAUUGAAGUAUAUUGUAGAUUGAGUCUUUAUAAAACGGAACAUGCAGUUUUGCCGCCAGUAGAUAUACGUAUACCACAUUGAGAAAGUUGUUAAGGCAAACAAAAGUCCCAACAAUGUCUCCAUAAAAAGUCCUGUGAGUAAGAUGUCAUUCAGAACAAGAUGAUCUGCGGACUAAGAGCUCCACAGACCAAAUAUGGCCGACUCAUUUAAAAGAAGCACCGACUUCUUCCAUGAUGAUCUCCUCGCCUCCACCGCGCCGUCGUUGUAGGGGCCUUGGAAUUACUCAGAAUUGAUUUUUAAUCAGAUUAAUUGCGCGUGUGGAGGCAGGGAGCCCAUCAGAGGACUUAGCGGCGCUGCUCUGAAUUUCUGUCGGCCAUAUUUAGUCGGUGGAUCAGUUAGUUCUCGGUUAAUCUGUUCUGAAUCGCCCCUUAAACUCUCCGCCGAAACGGGUCACGUUGAAUGUGGCUCCACCAAACACGUGCAAUAAGGUAGAACUUAACGUUGUCAAAGGGUUGAUUCAGAACUCACCACUCUCACCACCCUGUAUGGAUGUACACAUGUAUAGCGGCGCGUGCAUCCUUAUUCAAAUGAGACCGUUAAGGAAUAUUUAUAGCAGAAAAAAUCCGUUCAUACAUCAAUUUUCGUGAAAUAUGAAACGGUUUUCUUUGGUACUAUUUCUUUAAGUUAUACUGUUUGAAGCUAUAUGGUGUCGUUAGGUCGGGUUUUGCGACAAAAAAUUAACUUUAUAUUCCUCUGAAGUAAUCUAUUUAGCACUUUGUCACGCCUUAUCUAAGUACAGGGUAAAUAUUUAAAGUUUAUGAUUUAUCUCCCCCGACCAUUGCACUACAGAAUCAAUUAACGAAAUAAAAUGA
Messenger RNA from Lingula anatina, 2677 nucleotides. RefSeq names its product monocarboxylate transporter 13. Gene Ontology annotation, biological process: transmembrane transport. The record is from RefSeq and is a predicted model, not a curated record. Lineage: Eukaryota; Metazoa; Brachiopoda; Lingulata; Lingulida; Lingulidae. Gene Ontology annotation, molecular function: monocarboxylic acid transmembrane transporter activity.